CUGCGGCUUCCACCAGUGAUCUGUCUGCUCCCAGGGGACAGAGUUUCUGAAGGAGCCUCACCGGACUCGGAAACGUCAACUCCGCGCACUGCCCCCGGACCUGCUGAGCUUCGCCAGGCGAGAGGGAGGACUGCAGAUGCUGGAGAUUAGUAAAGUCAAGAUGAGAGUGGUGCUGGAAAAGCACAGCAGAUCAGGCAGCAUCUGAGGGGAGCAGGCACAUCGACGUUUCGGGCAAAAGCCCUCUACAAGGAUUUCAGAAAACAUACAGCGAAGCGGAGGCAACAUGAAGGAAGAACCUCUGGGAAGCGGCAUGAACACUGUCCGCUCUUGGAUGCAGGGAACCGGGAUCAUGGAUGCAACCUCGGCCGCUCAGAGUGGGGUUGGUCUGGCCCGGGCUCACUUCGAGAAACAGCCGCCCUCCAACUUGCGGAAGUCCAACUUCUUCCACUUUGUGCUGGCCCUGUAUGACCGGCAAGGCCAGCCGGUGGAGAUUGAGCGGACAGCGUUUGUGGGUUUCGUGGAGAAAGAUAAAGAAAUCGGUGGUGAAAAGACCAAUAACGGGAUUCACUACAGAUUACAGCUUCUCUACAGCAAUGGGAUAAGGACCGAGCAGGACUUGUACGUUCGCCUCAUCGACUCGAUGACAAAGCAGGCUAUCGUGUACGAGGGACAGGAUAAGAAUCCAGAGAUGUGUCGGGUUCUUCUCACGCAUGAGAUCAUGUGCAGUCGCUGCUGUGACAAGAAAAGUUGUGGUAACAGGAAUGAGACGCCCUCGGAUCCAGUGAUAAUUGACAGGUUCUUCUUGAAAUUCUUUCUGAAAUGCAAUCAGAACUGCCUGAAGAAUGCAGGAAACCCAAGGGACAUGCGAAGGUUCCAGGUGGUCGUCUCGACAACGGUGAACGUGGAUGGCCAUGUGCUGGCCAUUUCUGACAACAUGUUCGUCCACAACAACUCCAAACACGGUCGGAGGGCUCGAAGGCUCGAUCCCUCUGAAGGUACGCCCUCUUAUCUGGAACAUGCCACCCCUUGCAUCAAAGCCAUCAGUCCCAGCGAGGGCUGGACUACUGGAGGAGCCACUGUCAUCAUCAUUGGAGAUAAUUUCUUUGACGGAUUGCAAGUCAUAUUCGGCACCAUGCUGGUCUGGAGUGAGCUCAUCACCCCGCACGCAAUUCGAGUGCAGACCCCUCCUCGGCACAUCCCUGGCGUGGUGGAGGUCACACUGUCCUACAAGUCGAAGCAGUUCUGCAAAGGGACUCCAGGCCGAUUCAUCUACACAGCUCUGAACGAGCCCACCAUUGACUAUGGCUUCCAGCGGUUGCAGAAGGUGAUCCCCAGACAUCCGGGUGACCCAGAACGAUUGCCAAAGGAGGUUAUACUAAAGAGGGCGGCUGACUUGGUGGAGGCGCUUUAUGGAAUGCCACAUAACAACCAGGAAAUAAUCCUGAAGCGAGCAGCUGACAUUGCAGAGGCCCUGUACAGUGUGCCUCGGAACCACAACCAACUCCCAGCUCUCAGUAACACAUCUGUCCAUGCAGGGAUGAUGGGGGUCAACUCCUUCAGUGGGCAGCUGGCAGUCAAUGUGUCCGAGUCCUCUCAAGCUGCCAAUCAAGGCUUUACUCGCAACACAAGCAGUGUGUCUCCUCAUGGAUAUGUGCCGAGCUCCACCCCACAGCAGACAAGCUAUAACUCUGUCACAACGAGUAUGAAUGGAUAUGGGAACGCUGGGAUGUCCAACCUGGGCGGCUCUCCAGGUUUUCUCAAUGGAUCUGCUGCCAAUUCACCAUAUGCCAUAGUGCCGUCCAGUCCAACCAUGGCCUCCUCCACCAGCCUUCCUUCAAAUUGUAGCAGUACCUCUGGCAUAUUCUCUUUCUCGCCAGCCAAUAUGGUCUCUGCAGUGAAACAAAAAAGCGCCUUCGCUCCGGUGGUGAGGCCACAGACCUCCCCUCCUCCGACCUGCACCAGCGCCAACGCUAACAGUCUCCAAGCUAUAUCCGGCAUGAUAGUUCCUCCAAUGUAGAUAGAUCCCAUGCCUUGAAGACUGCAUCUAUAUGUUGACAAUUGCGAUGAAUUUUGUGCUCCGUGAGGAGAUGAGAUGCAAGUCCCACAGACGAAUGGAACUUUUAACUCAGGCCUUUCAGAGAGGGAUUGUGUAGAGUUAAACAAUCACAGUAACACUUUGUAAAACCUUCAACCUUGCCAAUUCUGAUGAAUUGAAUGCAUGGUGGCAAUUUACAUGUUAGGUCCCAUAUAUUUGAGUGGGAAAACUAAAAGAAAUUGUUUGUUCUAUGUUGACGAAUGUUCACUUUUUUCCAAAUGCUUAAACCCAAUUUAUUCAUUUUAACAAAAAAAAAUGCCUUUUAGAGUCAGAAAGUUCUGGAAGGAACGCUGUAACAGAAUGUGAUACUUAAUUUAUAAAGAUUUGACUGAGAGAAAUUAAAAAGUAUUUGAAGGUGGAUGAACCGAGUAGCGAUAAUUAUUAAGUGGAAAAACGUAGAGAGUUUAGAAUGUGAUAGUUGGUUACAACCAGUAGAAUUGCCAGUGCGGUUUUUAACUGUAAAUGGAUUGAAAGAUGUUGAGUCUGGAUAUAACUGUGUCCAAAUUCAGCAUCAGCUGUUACAGUGCUAAUGCUGUUUCAUAGGAGAGUCCUCUUCUUGUGGGCUGGUUGGACUGUAGAUAGAAAAGAAAAACCCAAAACAGGACUUAGGAUUUACACGCAGAGAACCUACAUGUUUUAAUGAUGAUGGUUGACAUUUUAGGAAUAAGUUGCCUUGUGGGACAGCCCAAAAGGCAAAACCAAACCCUGGAGCUAUUUCAGGAGCGGUUCGAUGCUGUGAUAUAAGGGGUUGGAACUGUAGGUUCUUUCCGAAGGGAUGCACUGGCCCUGUUUAAAUGGCUUCAGUCACUCAUAUCUGUCCCUUAAGGGUGAGGGAAAGGGGGGAGGCAUGAAGGAACGGCAUCAGCUGGUAAUGUUGGAUUUUUCUUUACACUUUCUUCAUUGUGUUGCCAAUCCCAAUGCCAGCCAGCUUUUGCCGCACCUGACCCAUUGCCCGCGCUAUGGCUUCGGUAGGGUCCCAUUGUCUUGUUUCUUUCCUGAACAGAAAAAAAUAUCAGGAAAAUGAGAUGCAACUAUAGAUAACACAACCAGCACUUCAUUAAAAGAAAGGGUUUGUACAUUGUGAAGGACUUUGGAACAUGCAAUAUAGAUUUAGCUGCUGUAUUUGCAGGGGUUGAAAGGUAGACAGAAUCAAAAGUACCAGUGCUGUGUGGAGACAGAACAUGAAGGGGGAGUUUUUUUUUGAAAAUUGCUAUUUUAUUAGCACUGUAUUGAGAAUGCUCUUAAUGUACUUUAUCAAGGAUCCAUCUGAGGUCUGAUGAUGCAUUAUCCAAUAAUUUUCCGCUAUAUUGUGUUUGUAUGUAGUUAUAAAUAUUGUAGAUUUUUUGUGAAUUUUUCUUUUGCCAAAGUUGUUGUUUAAAUAUUUAUACAUUUCAAUGUCUUAAAUACAAUUUCCAAUAUUAACAAGGAAUUUUAUUGCAUAAACAUAUUUUUUUUUGCGUCCCAUUUUUUGUUACUGCAAGGAGUUCACUACUAUUCAUUUCUUUCAUCUGCUUGCACAUCCUUGCAUAAUUAAAACAUGUAUUGGUUUAAAAAUGAGAUCUGUGUUUUUUUUGUAAAAUAUGCUUAUAAAUAAUGUAUUUAUCUCUGGAAAUUUGUACAUUGCUUUGUUUGGAUUGUGUUUUUUUCCCCUCUAUUUGUUUAUUCCCUGGGUUAAUUUUAAUGUGUACGUAUGCUAAGACAUGGGAGGUGUCAACAGACUAAGCCAUUUGCAAUUGUACCUGAGUAAGAACUUGUUAAAUGUGAUUUAAAAGUUUUUGUUCGCCUUUUAUAUAUAUAUAAAUAUAUCAUAUUGCAUUUCUUUUCAAUUGAGUCGAUAUUGUGCUAAGUCUUGGUUUGGAUCAUCCUUCUCUUUUUUUUAAAAAGGUCAUGUCAGAAAAAAGCCAUCGUCUAUUUUUAUAUUUUUUUUGUAAGUCGAAUUGAAUCGUCAAGUUUUUUUUAAAAAUGUUAUGUGGCAGAGAAAAGCAGCAUCUUAUUCAAUAGCAUUUACUUCUGUAGAUUUUAAGGUGGUAAAAUUUUGGUUUCUUUCAGCUUUUGAAAGAUAGCGCUGUUUUAAGUAUAGUAAUGUGCAUGGGGUAUCCUCUCCACUCUGGGCGAUGGCCACUUCCUUUCUGCAUUAAUACAGGGAAGAAAAAUAUCAUUUAAAAUAAAAAUUUCACCUGCUUGUAUUUCUCUCUCUCUCUCUCUCUUUGCGCUCUCUCUCUCUCUCUCUCUCUAUCUCUCUCGCUCCCUCUUUUUGACAUUAAUCAAAAUUCUAUAAACCAGCAGUUCGGAUGCCUUAACAAUACAAAGCUUAUUCAUUUCAGGUACCCGAACCUGAAUUUUCAAAAAAAAAUUAAGAAAGGGAAAUCGUACAGUUAAGUAUUGUUAAAAUGAGGAAUUUGUGUUUGUUUUCUAAAAAAAAGCACAAUUUUAACUGUUUUGUUACCCUAAGAAAUGUACCUCUUUUGUUGCCAUAUGACCCCCACAGGGUAUGACAAGUGCUACAGUCAUGUCAAACUCCCAGUCUAAUAUUUCAAAGGUUUUACAAGGACACCUGGAGUCUCACUUGCGAAGUGAGAAGCAAAACAAAAUGAAGAAAUUUGAGGAUUUUUCUUAGGGGAUGAAUGAGAACAAACAAAAGCUGAUGCUUGGGAAAUGGUUAAAGCAAAAAGAGUUGCCGUUUUUUGACCAAGUGAUAAACUGUCCUUGUCCAAACCUCUUUUCAGUCUCCUUGGCUGAACUAGUGCAUACAUGUUUGAUAUCAGCUAUUGUGUAAGCGCUGGCGAUGGACGAUAUGUAAAGGAGUCGACUAGAGACUUCAGACGUGAACACUGAAAUGGAGAGGAAAGCUUGGGUGAUGGAAAAUGUGAAGCAAUGCCUCCCAGUUGCCAAUAUCAGCCGUAGUCUCAUUUAAACUGAUUGCCUUCCAAUUCCUUUAUGUGAACUGUUGGACACACUGUACAGAUAAAUGGUUAGACAAACAAACUACUGUAGAGAUUGUUAUAAAUUUUUUGCAGAAAUUUGAGCUGUAAAAAACUUUUCAACUUACACAAUAUUUAAUUAAAGUUACUUCUUGUCUGUGAAA
Hemiscyllium ocellatum (epaulette shark) is the source of this 5180-nucleotide messenger RNA. It is a transcript of the gene ebf1a, whose product is annotated as EBF transcription factor 1a. Bases 284 to 2017 code for a protein of 577 amino acids. The record is from RefSeq and is a predicted model, not a curated record. Gene Ontology annotation, biological process: regulation of transcription by RNA polymerase II. Gene Ontology annotation, molecular function: DNA-binding transcription factor activity, RNA polymerase II-specific; RNA polymerase II cis-regulatory region sequence-specific DNA binding. Lineage: Eukaryota; Metazoa; Chordata; Chondrichthyes; Orectolobiformes; Hemiscylliidae. The transcript is spliced from 17 exons.